AUGUGUUCCCCAUUCUCCCGCUUUCCAUCAGCCCACCCCAUUCUCCCGCUUUCCAUCACCCCGCCCCUUUCUCCCGCUUUUCAUCACCCCGCCCCAUUCUCCCCCUUUCCAUCACCCCGCCCCAUUCUCCCGCUUCCCAUAACCCCACCCCAUUCUCCCGCUUUCCAUCACCCCGCCACAUUCUCCCUCUUUCCAUCACCCCGCCCCAUUCUCCUUCCUUCCAUCACCCCGCCCCAUUCUCCCUCCUUCCAUCACCCCGCCCCAUUCUCCGGCUUUCCAUCACCCCGCCCCAUUCUCCCAUCACCCCGCCCCAUUCUCCCGCUUUCCAUCACCACACCCCAUUCUCCCGCUUUCCAUCACCCCGCCCCAUCCUCCCGCUUUCCAUCACUCCGCCCCAUUCUCCCGCUUUCCAUCACCCCACCCCAUUCUCCUUCUUUCCAUCACCCCGCCCCAUUCUUCUCCUUCCAUCACCCCGCCUCAUUCUACCUCCUUCCAUCACCACGCCCCAUUCUCCCGCUUUCCAUCACCCCGCCCCAUUGUCCCGCUUUCCAUCACCCCGCCCCAUUCUCCCACUUUCCAUCACCCCAGCCUAUUCUCCCGCUUUCCAUCUCCCUGCCCCAUACUCCCGCUUUCCAUCACCCUGCCCCAUUCUCCCGCUUUCCAUCACCCCGCCCCAUUCUCCCAUCACCCCGCCCCAUUCUCCCGCUUUCCAUCACCACGCCCCAUUCUCCCGCUUUCCAUCACCCCGCCCCAUUCUCCCGCUUUCCAUCACUCCGCCCCAUUCUCCCGCUUUCCAUCACCCCGCCCCAUUCUCCUGCUUUCCAUCACCCCGCCCCAUUCUUCUCCUUCCAUCACCCCGCCUCAUUCUACCUCCUUCCAUCACCCCGCCCCAUUCUCCUGCUUUCCAUCACCCCGCCCUAUUCUCCCGCUUUCCCUCAUCCCGCCCCAUUCUCCCGCUUUCCAUCACCACGCCCCAUUCUCCCGCUUUCCAUCACCCCGCCCCAUUCUCCCUCCUUCCAUCACCCUGCCCCAUUCUCCCGCUUUCCCCCGCCACAUUCUCCCGCUUUCCAUCACCCCGCCCCAUUCUCCCUCCUUCCAUCACCCUGCCCCAUUCUCCCGCUUUCCGUCACCCCGCCCCAUUCUCCCGCUUUCUAUAACCCCGCCCCAUUCUCCCGCUUUCCAUCAGCCCGCCACAUUCUCCCGCUUUCCAUCACCCCGCCCCAUUCUCCCGCUUUCCAUCACCCCGUCCCAUUCUCCCGCUUUCCAUCACCCCGCCCCAUUCUCCCGCUUUCCAUCACCCCGCCUCAUUCUCCCGCUUUCCAUCACCCCGCCCCUUUCUCCCUCUUUCCAUCACCCCGCCCCAUUCUCCCGCUUUCCAUCACCCCGCCCCAUUCUCCCGCUUUCCAUCACCCCGCCCCGUUCUCCCGUUUUCCAUCACCCCUCCCCAUUCUCCCGCUUUCCAUCACCCCGCCCAAUUCUCCCUCUUUCCAUCACCCCUCCCCAUUCUCCCUCUUUCCAUCACCCCACCCCAUUCUCCCGCUUUCUAUCACCCCGCCCCAUUCUCCCGCUUUCCAUCACCCCGCCCCAUUCUCCCGCUUUCCAUCACCCCGCCCCAUUCUCCCGCUUUCCAUAACCCCGCCCCAUUCUUCCGCUUUCUAUCACCCCGCCCCAUUCACCCCGCCCCAUUCUCCCUCCUUCCAUCAACCCGCCCCAUUCUCCCUCUUUUCUUCACCCCGCCCCAUUCUCCCUCUUUCCAUCACCCCGCCCCAUUCUUCCGCUUUUCAUCACCCUACCCCAUUCUCCCUCUUUCCAUCACCCCGCCCCAUUCCCCCUCUUUCCAUCAGCCCGCCCCAUUCUCCCGCUUUUCUUCACCCCGCCCCAUUCUUCCGCCUUUCAUCACCCCGCCCCAUUCUCCCGCUUUCCAUCACCCCGCCCCAUUCUCCUGCUUUCCAUCAGCCCGCCCCUUUCUCCCGCUUUCCAUCACCCCGCCCCAUUCUCCCGAUUUCUAUCAUUCCGCCCCAUUCUCCCGCUUUCCAUCACCCCGCCCCAUUCUCAAGCUUUCCAUCACCCCGCCCCAUUCUCCCGCUUUCCAUCACCCCGCCCCAUUCUCCCGCUUUCCAUCACCCCGCCCCAUUCUCCCGCUUUCCAUCACCCCAAGCCGUUCUCCCUCUUUCCAUCACCCCGCCUCAUACUCCCGCUUUCCAUCACCCCGCCCCAUUCUCCCGCUUUCCAUUACCCCGCCCCAUUGUCCCUCUUUCCAUCACCCCGCCCCAUUGUCCCUCUUUCCAUCACACUGCCCCGUUCUCCCUCUUUCCAUCACCCCGCCCCAUUCUCCCGCUUUCCAUUACCCCGCCCCAUUGUCCCUCUUUCCAUCACCCCGCCCCAUUGUCCCGCUUUCCAUCACCCUGCCCCAUUCUCCCUCUUUCCAUCACCCCACCCCAUUCUCCCGCUUUCCAUCAACUCGCCCUAUUCUCCCUCUUUCCAUCACCCCGCCCUAAUCUCCCUCUUUCCAUCACCCCGACCCAUUCUCCCGCUUUCCAUCACCCCGCCCCAUUCUCCCGCUUUCCAUCACCCCGCCCCAUUCUUCCGCUUUCCAUCACCCCGCCCCAUUCUCCCUCUUUCCAUCUCCCCGCCCCAUUCUUCCGCUUUCCAUCACCCCGCCCCAUUCUCCCUCUUUCCAUCUCCCCGCCCCAUUCUCCCGCUUUCCAUCAGCCCGCCCCAUUCUUCCGCUUUCCAUCACCCCGCCCCAUUCUCCCGCUUUCCAUCAGCCCGCCCCAUUCUCCCCUUUCCAUCACCCCCCCCCAUUCUCCCGCUUUCGAUCAGCCCGCCCCAUUCUCCCCUUUUCGAUCACCCCGCCCCAUUCUCCCGCUUUCCAUUACCCCACCCCAUUCUCCCGCUUUUUCAUCACCCCGCCCCAUUCUCCCUCUUUCCAUAACCCCGCCCUAUUCUCCCUCUUUCAAUCACCCAGCCCCAUUCUCCCGCUUUCCAUCACCCCGGCCCAUUCUCCCUAUUUCCAUCACCCCGUCCCAUUCUCCCACCUUCCAUCACCCCGCCCUAUUCUCCCGCUUUCCAUCACCCCGCCCCAUUCUCCCUCCUUCCAUCACCCUGCCCCAUUCUCCCUCCUUCCAUCACCCCGCCCCAUUCUCCCGCUUUCCAUCACCCCGCCCCAUUCUCCCGCUUCCCAUAACCCCACCCCAUUCUCCCUCUUUGCAUCACCCCGCCACAUUCUCCUGCUUUCCAUCACCCCGCCCCAUUCUCCCGCUUUCCAUCACCCCGCCCCAUUCUCCCACUUUCCAUCACCCCGCCCCGUUCUCUCGCUUUCCAUCACCCCGCCCAAUUCUCCCUCUUUCCAUCACCCCGCCCCGUUCUCCCGCUUUCCAUCACCCCGCCCCGUUCUCUUGCUUUCCAUCACCCCGCCCCAUUGUCCCCCUUUCCAUCACCUUGCCACAUUCUCCCGCUUUCCAUCACCCCGCCCCAUUCUCCCUCUUUCCAUCACCCCGCCCCCCCGCCCCAUUCUCCCUCUUUCCAUCACCCAGCCCCAUUCUCCCUCUUUCCAUCACCCCGCCCCAUUCUCCCUCCUUCCAUCACCCCGCCCCAUUCUCCCUCCUUCCAUCACCCCGCCCCAUUCUCCCGCUUUCCAUCACCCCGCCCCAUUCUCCCGCUUCCCAUAACCCCACCCCAUUCUCCUGCUUUGCAUCACCCCGCCACAUUCUCCUGCUUUCCAUCACCCCGCCUCAUUCUCCCGCUUUCCAUCACCCCGCCCCAUUCUCCCACUUUCCAUCACCCCGCCCCAUUCUCUCGCUUUCCAUCACCCCGCCCAAUUCUCCCUCUUUCCAUCACCCCGCCCCGUUCUCCCGCUUUCCAUCACCCCGCCCCGUUCUCUCACUUUCCAUCACCCCGCCCCAUUGUCCCCCUUUCCAUCACCUUGCCACAUUCUCCCACUUUCCAUCACCCCGCCCCAUUCUCCCUCUUUCCAUCACCCCGCCCCGUUCUCCCGCUUUCCAUCACCCCGCCCCGUUCUCCUGCUUUCCAUCACCCCGCCCCAUUCUCUCCCUUUCCAUCACCCCGCCCCAUUCUCUCGCUUUCCAUCACCCCGCCCAAUUCUCCCUCUUUCCCAUCACCCAGCCCCAUUCUCCCGCUUUCCAUCACCCCGCCCCAUUCUCCCGCUUUCCAUCACCCCGCCCCAUUCUCCCCCUUUCCAUCAUCCCGCCCCAUUCUCUCCCUUUCCAUCACCCCGCCCCAUUCUCCCUCUUUCCAUCAGCCCGCCCCAUUCUCCCUCUUUCCAUCACCCAGCCCCAUUCUCCCGCUUUCCAUCACCCCGCCCCAUUCUCCCGCUUUCCAUCACCCCGCCCUAUUCUCCCGCUUCCCAUAACCCUACCCCAUUCUCCCGCUUUCCAUCACCCCCCCACAUUUUCCCACUUUCCAUCACCCCGCCCCCUUCUCUCUCCUUCUAUCACCCCGCCCCAUUCUCCUUCCUUCCAUCACCCCGCCCCAUUCUCCCGCUUUCCAUCAGCCCACCCCAUUCUCCCGCUUUCCAUCACCCCGCCCCUUUCUCCCGCUUUUCAUCACCCCGCCCCAUUCUCCCCCUUUCCAUCACCCCGCCCCAUUCUCCCGCUUCCCAUAACCCCACCCCAUUCUCCCGCUUUCCAUCACCCCGCCACAUUCUCCCGCUUUCCAUCACCCCGCCCCAUUCUCCUUCCUUCCAUCACCCCGCCCCAUUCUCCCUCCUUCCAUCACCCCGCCCCAUUCUCCCGCUUUCCAUCACCCCGCCCCAUUCUCCCAUCACCCCGCCCCAUUCUCCCGCUUUCCAUCACCACGCCCCAUUCUCCCGCUUUCCAUCACCCCGCCCCAUUCUCCCGCUUUCCAUCACUCCGCCCCAUUCUCCCGCUUUCCAUCACCCCACCCCAUUCUCCUUCUUUCCAUCACCCCGCCCCAUUCUUCUUCUUCCAUCACCCCGCCUCAUUCUACCUCCUUCCAUCACCCCGCCCCAUUCUCCCGCUUUCCUUCACCCCGCCCCAUUGUCCGGCUUUCCAUCACCCCGCCCCAUUCUCCCACUUUCCAUCACCCCAGCCUAUUCUACCGCUUUCCAUCUCCCCGCCCCAUACUCCCGCUUUCCAUCACCCUGCCCCAUUCUCCCGCUUUCCAUCACCCCGCCCCAUUCUCCCAUCACCCCGCCCCAUUCUCCCGCUUUCCAUCACCACGCCCCAUUCUCCCGCUUUCCAUCACCCCGCCCCGUUCUCCCGCUUUCCAUCACACCGCCCCAUUCUCCCGCUUUCCAUCACACCGCCCCAUUCUCCUGCUUUCCAUCACCCCGCCCCAUUCUUCUCCUUCCAUCACCCCGCCUCAUUCUACCUCCUUCCAUCACCCCGCCCCAUUCUCCUGCUUUCCAUCACCCCGCCCUAUUCUCCCACUUUCCCUCACCCUGCCCCAUUCUCCCGCUUUCCAUCACCACGCCCCAUUCUCCCGCUUUCCAUCACCCCGCCCCAUUCUCCCUCCUUCCAUCACCCUGCCCCAUUCUCCCGCUUUCCGUCACCCCGCCCCAUUCUCCCGCUUUCUAUAACUCCGCCCCAUUCUCCCGCUUUCCAUCAGCCCGCCACAUUCUCCCACUUUCCAUCACCCAGCCUCAUUCUACCUAAUUCCAUCACCCCGCCCCAUGCUCCCGCUUUCCAUCACCCCGCCCCAUUCUCCCGCUUUUCAUCACCCCGCCCCAUUCUCCCGCUUUCCAUCACCCCGCCCCAUUCUCCCGCUUUCCAUCACCCUGCCCCAUUCUCCCUCCUUCCAUCACCCCGCCCCAUUCUCCCGCUUUCCAUCACCCCGCCCCAUGCUCCCGCUUUCCAUCACCCCGCCCCAUUCUCCCAUCACCCCGCCCCAUUCUCUCGCUUUCCAUCACCACGCCCCAUUCUCCCGCUUUCCAUCACCCUGCCCCAUUCUCCCGCUUUCCAUCACCCCGCCCCAUUCUCCCGCUUUCCAUCACUCCGCCCCAUUCUCCCACUUUCCAUCACUCCGCCCCAUUCUCCCGCUUUCCAUCAACCCGCCCCAUUCUCCCUCCUUCCAUCACCCCGCCUCAUUCUCCCUCCUUCCAUCACCCCGCCCCAUUCUCCCGCUUUCCAUCACCCCACCCCAUUCUCCUGCUUUCCAUCACCCAGCCCCAUUCUCUCGCUUUCCAUCACCCCGCACCAUUUUUCCGCUUUCCAUCACCCCGCCCCAUUCUCCCGCUUUCCAUCACCCUGCCCAAAUCUCCUGCUUUCCAUCACCCCGCCCCAUUCUCCCUCCUUCCUUCACCCCGCCCCAUUCUCCCGCUUUCCAUCACCCCGCCCCAUUCUCCCGCUUUCCAUCACCCCGCCCCAUUCUCCCACUUUCCAUCGGCCUGCCCCAUUCUCCCGCUUUCCAUCACCCCGCCCCAUUCUCCUGCUCACCAUCUGA
Molecule: messenger RNA, 6423 nt
Organism: Closterium sp. NIES-65
Lineage: Eukaryota; Viridiplantae; Streptophyta; Zygnematophyceae; Desmidiales; Closteriaceae
Source: the annotation of a GenBank genome assembly